ACAUGAGUCGCGACGUGAAUGGCGUUAAUCGUAAGAUAAAAGGAGGAGGGUACUUGCGCCCCCCAUCUGCACCUCAUUCUGCACCCGCCACUUGAUAACCCUUCCCUCGUACGAGAGAACUUGCACUCACCGCUUCUCUUCAGCCAAGCUUCUACCACCUUUGUGGUCCCAUCUACCACACUUCUCCAAAUCCAUCAACAACCUUACGCCGCGAAUGGCUGUUUCCACUCAAUCCACCCCAUCGUCCACUGACUUGGCUGCCUAUAUGGCUAAGCAUGUAGAUGCUCCCAAGUGGGAGCAGCGUGACACGAGCUCCGUCGGCGAGACCCUGGUGUCUGAAGAGCGUUCGGUCUCGGACGAACGCCACACGCCCUACGGGGUGUAUAUCGCGAGGGAGAGAUCACGAUGGGCGUUCGCCCAGAAGCCCAUCCGACCCUCCGCAGUAAACGAGGCGUCCAAAUGGCCACCACCUCCCUCAUCCUCAUCCUCCUUCUGCUUCGACCCCUUUGGGGGUAGCGAGGAACAAACCGUCGGUCCUACCCACUUCGCGCCCGGUCCCAUUCCCACCAGCCUCUAUGUCCCGGGGAAGGCGUCCCUCGCCUUGUACAACCCUAUGGACACUAUCCACAUUCCUCCUCCCCAUCGGCCCCUCCGGUCCACCGAUGCCACAUAUGGUGGCAUCAGUACAAAUAUACUUGUGGACAGAGUGGUUGCCUACCCGAAUCUGGUGGCGCAACCACAGUCAUUACAGAGAGAGCCAACGUCGGCACACAGGCAGGUACCUCCAUGCAAUCUAGCUCACUCCGCAACGCCUGCGGUGUCGCGGCCGACCACAGCAACGGCCCCGUCGCUCUACGAGGAUGAGGACGAGGAGGACGAUUUCGUCCUGCACGCGCUCCAGCUUCCGUGGCUGGAGUACACCUUCAUCGACGUCGACGAGUUCACUCCACCGUCCACCCCAUCCUCCACUCCACCUCUUUCACCUUCAACACUCGGGGAUGAUGAUGAUGACUUACUUGUAUUGGAAAAGGAGGAGGAGUUGAGGGGAUGGGAGGAGGCAUCCCCUCUCGCCCGCGAUGCUAUAUACCUGGCCGCCUUCUAGUUUUUUUUCGUAAUUUUUUUGUAGAACGUUUGUGCGAAGGACAUCAUACUCACGUAGUCUCAGAUUUCUUUUCCUCGAAUCGCCCCAUCUCUUUGUACUAUAUAGUCCCUUGAAUGGCAAAUGCCUUUGUAUCUGU
This is a messenger RNA of Somion occarium, 1238 nucleotides long. Lineage: Eukaryota; Fungi; Basidiomycota; Agaricomycetes; Polyporales; Cerrenaceae. The record is from the annotation of a GenBank genome assembly.